CUCUUCUCUACCGUAUACGCCGCGUUCGGUGGCACGGGUAGCAAUGAGAGGUUUCGCUAAGCUGCGGUGGCGCAAGUACAAUGGCUGAAAGGCUCCGGGAUGCGACGGCUGAGGAUUGGCAAGCUGAGGGUUAUCUCCCCGGGCUCGGUCGAUGAUACCGAGCUUCAACGUUCUAGACGUGUCCCAUAAUGGGCCAAUGGAAGAACUCUGAGUUGUGCACCAUCAGACGAAAUCCAACAAUUGAAGUCUGGUUAUUUACCAAAUUGCUAUCUUCACAUCAAUUGGAACUUUUUCAUUGCUCGUCGACUUACCGAUCCCUCAGAGUUGGGGCUCUGUCAGUUGAGCCAUCUACGCGGAGUCCUCUAUUCUUCAACAUUCCUUCGCGCCAUAAGGAGGCAGCCAUGACGGGUUCGGUCGAUUGCGUCACAGAUCUGUCGCAGGUCUCUCCUGUCUUGCUCCGGAAAUAUAUCGACGGCUGUCACAUGCUACAUCAACAUGAUCUAGUGGACGCGUAUGGCCAUCUUUCCGUCCGUCUGUCCAAUACGACCUUUCUGAUGUCCAGGUAUCUGGCGCCGGCUUUGGUUGCUUCUCCUGAAGAUCUUGUCAUAUACAAUAUCGAAGAUGCACAGCCUGUGAAACCAGAUGCCCCAAGAGGUUUCUCAGAGCGUUUCAUUCACUCGGAAGUGUACAAAGCCUAUCCUGCUGUCCAGUCAGUGGUCCAUUCACACAGUUUGGAGGUCGUACCGUUUUCAAUCUCCACUGUUCCGUUGUCAGCUUGUUUUCACAUGGCCGGUUUUCUGGGGACUGCUGUUCCAGUGUGGGACGCGGCUUCAGUGUACAAAGACCAUCCGUCCGACAACCAGGACAUGCUGGUCAGGAACAUCAAGCUUGCCUCCUCGCUCGCAAAGGCGCUAGGGGAGAAUGGUCAGGUUAAGCAUCCAGUUGUGCUCAUGAGAGGUCACGGUAUGGUGGUGACAUCCGAGAGCCUGGAAAUGUGCAUCUUCAACUGUAUUUAUACGCAACAAAAUGCACGGGUUCAACGCAGUGCCAUGGGGCUGGGCGGUGAGGUGAAGUACUUCACCCAGCGCGAGGCACAUGAUACAGGAACGACAACCGGGAUGGGAGCUGUAAAACCAUGGCCGCUGUGGGAGCAGGAGGUUGCCAACGAAACCAUGUACCGUAACCAAAUAUCUCAGCCCGGGUCAGGACGGGACUGACUCAGUUGAGUCUGCGAGACAACUCGGAUAUGCCAAAUAGCAGACAUUGCAGUGUCUCAAGAACCCCUGUCGUCU
Messenger RNA from Cladophialophora immunda, 1292 nucleotides. RefSeq lists its product as uncharacterized. NCBI's taxonomy places the organism in Eukaryota, Fungi, Ascomycota, Eurotiomycetes, Chaetothyriales, Herpotrichiellaceae. The record is from RefSeq and is a predicted model, not a curated record. The coding region runs from base 189 to 1217 and encodes 342 amino acids. Gene Ontology annotation, cellular component: cytosol. Gene Ontology annotation, biological process: pentose catabolic process. The transcript is spliced from 2 exons. Gene Ontology annotation, molecular function: aldehyde-lyase activity.